UCUACUACGAGGAUACAAACGCAACGACUGAACCCUGAGCCAUGGAAGAAGGAGCGGCUCUCCUUGCGGCUCUUGUACGAUGGGCCACAUUUCGAUGAAGUGACACCCGAAGUCAUGACUGAUAGCCUGGUUACAGAGAAUGAAGUGGAAUAA
This is a messenger RNA of Alternaria burnsii, 153 nucleotides long. RefSeq lists its product as uncharacterized. The annotation marks the transcript as partial. The transcript is spliced from 2 exons. The record is from RefSeq and is a predicted model, not a curated record. Lineage: Eukaryota; Fungi; Ascomycota; Dothideomycetes; Pleosporales; Pleosporaceae.